Molecule: messenger RNA, 4532 nt
Organism: Chanos chanos (milkfish)
Lineage: Eukaryota; Metazoa; Chordata; Actinopteri; Gonorynchiformes; Chanidae
Gene: bag6
Product: BCL2 associated athanogene 6
Exons: 25
Coding region: 178-3825 (1215 amino acids)
Biological process (GO): ERAD pathway
Cellular component (GO): BAT3 complex
Molecular function (GO): polyubiquitin modification-dependent protein binding; misfolded protein binding
Source: RefSeq, a predicted model, not a curated record
CACCCUCUAGCAGUUAGCCAGUUGACUACAAGUUUCAAGUAGUUUGAGUUAGCUUGGUACCUCCACUUCAUGUCGGCGUAUAACUAAUGAACAGCUAUCCGUAUAUGAGUCGGAAUUAAUCAUCAAAACGCCAUAAAGUAGAUCUCGUGAGGGCCUUACAUCCGAGGAUUUAUCGCGAUGGAGGAUCAAGGCAACAAUAUAGACGUGACAGUGAAAACUCUGGAUUCUCAGAGUAGAGGUUACUCUGUUAGGGCACAGUCGACAGUGAAAGAGUUCAAGGAGCAUAUAUCUGCUUCUGUUGGAAUCCCUGUUGAUAAACAGAGGCUAAUCUACCAGGGACGGGUCCUCCAGGACGAGAAGAAGCUGUCUGAGUACAAUGUGGAUGGCAAGGUUAUACAUUUGGUGGAGCGUGCACCUCCCCAGACCACUCAGCAAGGUUCUGGCCAAGGGGGUGUCGCCGGCUCUUCAGGGGGAACCCAGGGGUCCAACCAGAACCCAAACUCCUCCACUACGUCUCAGGGAACUCCUCAUGGACCGCUUCAUGAUCGAAAUGCCAAUAACUAUGUGAUGCUGGGUACAUUCAACCUGCCAGUCAACAUCAUGGAUCCCCAGCAGAUUCAGAUGUCAAUCCAGCAGAUGAUGGCAGGCUUUGGAGAGGGUGUAAGGAAUGCACGGGUCAGCACAAGUACAGGGACCAAUGGCUCAGUGAACGUUCACAUAGACUUGGAGCAGUCUAUACAGAGUGAACCCAGACUUCGUCUGCUGCUGGCCGAGAACUUGCUUAGGGACACUACUGCUCUUAUCCAGAGGUUAGAGGGUCAACGUUCUGAUGGCACCUCCACCCAGGAGGACCCUGUACCACCUGCGCCUUCGUCUUCAACGUCGACCUCCACUCCCUCCCCAUCCUCGCAGCCUAUGGACACCUCCCCUCCUCCACCCACCACACCCCCAUCUACCUCCAGUCAGUCUACUCAGAGUGACGGAACACCACAUCCUCCUGCUGGACCCAGUCACCCCAGUCCGGCCGAGCUGGUAGAGAUGUUGUCAGAGCUGAGGAGGGUGGAGGAGAGGUUGCAGCCGUUCAUCCAAAGAGCCCAUACCAUCCUAGAGGCAGCCACUACUGCGGACUACAAUAACAAUAUGCAAGAGAUGGAGGAGGACCAGCGUGUGCUCAACCUGGUUGGGGAAGCCCUGCGUCUUCUGGGCAACGCCCUUGUUGCCCUGAGUGACCUGCGAUGUAAUCUUUUGAAUGCUCCUCCACGCCACCUCCAUGUUAUCCGGCCCAUCUCUCAUUACACCUCCCCUUUCGUGACACCAGGUGGCAUCCAUCACACUCCCAUUCAGAUGAAUUUGGGGGCCAGUGUUACCAUGGCAAGAAAUGGCAGACCUACAACAGAGAGUCAGCCCCAGCCAGCUAGCCAGUCAGAGCAACAAAGACAAGGCCAUGCCCCACCUCCACAGCCAAACGCAGCCAAUCAGCAGACUGGACAAGGUCAGCCUGGGCCUCGAGUGAUCCGUAUCAGCCAUCAGACCAUGGAGCCAGUGGUGAUGAUGCAGAUGAAUAUCGAUGAUUCUGGAAAUACUACGCAAAACUCAGCACCACCGGGCACUACUGGCACAGGGCAACCUGGCAGCACUGCCUCUGUUCAGAUCCCAGGUCUACCCCAGGAGUUUAUGCAGGCCAUUGUUCACCAGGUCACACAGCAGGCCAUGGGCAUGGCUAAUGCUGCAACUACAGGCCAGCAGGGCCAUCAGACUGCGCAAGGAGCCAACACGGGCACCACCACUCCCACUGCCCCUCCCAUGCCUCCUCAUGCUCCACAGGCCAGGGUGGUCUUCUCUCACCCCCCCUUCACCAAUAUAGCGGCCAGCCCCACUUUCAGCCCCAGGAGCACUACAAUCAACCUGAGGGCAACAGUUCCCCCCAUGAUGGGGCAACAGGCAGGCCAGGCCACGUCAGUUCCUCCCACAGCUUUCAGUCAGAUGAUUGGCGGGUUGGUGGGACAAGUCCUGUCAGGGGCCCAGGGGCACGCUGCUCAAACUACGACAUCAACCUCUUCUCACACAUUCACCUCCUCCUCCUCCUCAUCUUCAUCAUCCUCUUCCUCCUCUUCUACCUUUACGCCAUCCGGCUCUACCAACAGUGCCUCUGACGGUGGCACUGGUGCCAGCCCACAGUCUGGCACCGCCCCCUCCCCACCUCAGGGACCUCCCCUCGGGGCCAGCCUGAACCAGCUGCUGGGGAGUCUACUGGGGGGAGGGGUGAGCGUGGGCGGCCCCGUCCCUGGAGCAGCCCCCACGAUCACUGUAACAAUGCCGGGAGUCCCUGCCUUCAUCCAGGGCGUCACCGACUUCAUGCAGGCCUCACAGCCACUUUUCCAGUCUCCUUCUGGUCAGACACCUCCACCUUCCUCCACCAGUGCCACCCCAACACCUCCUCCAGCUGCUGCUCCCAGUGCGGUGCCUGGCUCGGGUGCGGCGCCUGGCUCGGGUGCAGCAUCGGGCGAGGAGACUCUGAAUCCAGAGCUCUUUACAGGGAUAGUGCAGGGAGUUCUCUCCACCAUGAUGGGAUCCCUCGGCACCCCCCAAAACAGCACAGAGAGCAUCGCCCAGUUCAUACAGAGACUGUCCCAGACCAGCAACAUCUUCACACCCGGCACUGGAGAGGCCAUGGGCUUUUUCGGGGAACUGCUGACUCUGGUUUGUCAGAACUUCUCCAUGGUGGAUAUGGUUCUGCUGCUUCACGGCCAACACCAGCCUUUGGGCCGAAUCCAGCCCCAGUUGGCCCAGUUCUUCACUGAGCACUUCCUCCAUGGGAGAGAGCUCACUGAGGCGAACAUCGCUGCAGCUGCAGAUGAACUCAUUGGGGAGUUAGAAGAAUACAUAACAGAGAGCUUUUCCACUGUGACCGUCUUGGAGGGGGUUGAUAUCACCCAGACGAAUCGAUUGUUUCUGCGUCAGCAGCUGUGUGCCAUUGCCUCACACAUACUGCACUGCACAGACAACACCUUCGGACCACACCUGCUCCAGCUGUGUAAUCGAGCCCUGUUUGAGUGUCUUGCCUUAAACCUGUACUGCCUGGGGGGAGAACAGCGUGCACUCAUCGCAGUUAUCAACAACCGUAUAAGGAGUAUGUCUGCUGAGGUAAAUCCCAGUCUAGUGAACUGGUUGACCAGUAUGAUGACAAUGAGACUCCAUGUGAUCCUGGAGCACAUCCCAGUGACAGAGGAACAGAUCCAGCAUUACGUCGUCCGCACACAGAGAGAGGAGCCGGCCCCUGCCUUACAAGAUCCAGAACCCCAGAAUGUGGAGAUGGAUGACACUCUCUCGCCGACUCCGGCCACCACUGCAGAGGAGGUUUUGGCCCUGUCACAGGAGCAGGGUGCUGUCAGCAUGUCACUGAGAGAUGGUGAGGCAGUCAGCGGAGAGGAGUCUGGGAGAGACCCUGAGGCUUGGGCAGCUGCUCUACCUCCUGAGUGGGUACCCAUCAUCAGACAGGAUCUGCUCACUCAGAGGAAAAUGAAGGCCCAGCCUCCUCUGUCCGAUGCCUACCUGAAUGGGAUGCCAGCCAAACGAAGGAAGACAACACAGGUAGACGGGCUGCGCCUCUCCCUCUCUGAGGCAGUGAGCCAAGCGUCUAAAGCAGCAGGAGUGAUGCCUGUCAGUGCACCUGAAGCCCUGCAGAGGGAGCUGGAGAGGCCAGAGCUGCAGGAGGCAUACGACGAGCAGCUGAAAAACGACAUUAAGAAACGGGUUAAGGAUGAUCCAGACUUCAACUCUCAAAGGUUUCCCAAAACUGACCGCGUCUUCUCUCCGGAUUCAUAACUUCAGUUUCUCUCUCUCUCUCUCUCUCUCUGUGUGUGUGUGUGUAUGGAGACAUCCUCCCUCUCUACAUCUGCAUUCUGUCUAAGCAUUUAAUGCCUAUGCUUUUACCAGCUCUGGGUCUAGCUCUGAGCUCUGGUCCUUGCGGGCUUUGAAGAGGAUGCUCUGCUGUGCCUGCCCAAUUUUUCUCUUCUUUUCUUGUGUAACUGUCAUCUGUCAAGACGUUUUCUUACUGCUGCAGAUCUUUUGCUACAAGCGCUGUGGUGAUCAUUGACAAUGUCAAUUGUGACUUGAAUAUAUUUGGCCAGCAUUAAUAUGCCAUUACUGAUAAAAAAAAAUGCUCUUUACUUUCAGUUUUUCCCAUGUCAGUUAUACUAGAGCAAAAGCAGGGCUUCAUGUAGAGGUGUGACACACAUUUUUAGCAAAGCAGUCAAAAAGACUUCAAAAAUCCAUUUGUGACCUGACUGCUGGUCAAAGCUGUUGGAAGCUGAUCAGUGCUAGAGCAUGUACAAAGGUGACAUUUCACUUGAACAUUUAACUAAACCACUGGUCUUUAAUUGGGUCAUCUGGCUAAUCUGGUAGCGUGGUUUAGUCCAGACAGGCCAGCUGAACCUGCUGACACAAAGAGGCAGAGUCAUAGCUGUAAUGGAACAUGGUUUCUGCCAUCUUCUCAAAGGCCUCGGUUUAUGUUUGCAUUGCUCCAUGUAUUA